AUGAGCUACUCCUAUUUUCACACGCCACAGUUUCUAUCAACUACUCUUCAUAUAAUGACUUGCUUCGAAAUACCGGUCCAUAUUCUUGGGGUCUAUAUGAUUUUGGCGAAAACGCCAGAAGCAAUGAAAUCCGUGAAAUGGAGCAUGUUCAACAUGCAUUUUUGGUGUAUGUCGUUAGAUUUGACCAUAAGCUUGCUGAUCACUCCAUUAAUACUGUUUCCAACCAUUUCUGGAUAUCCGAUGGGACUAUUAGAAUGGUUCGGGGUAGAUGUACCCACUCAAAUCUACUUCGCGGUUUCUUUAUUUGCUGGUGUGGUUGGCAUCGCUGUACUUGGAAUUUUCGAGAACCGUUUUUACGUUCUUAUGGCUGACAACACAAUUUGGAAGUAUAUACGGAUCCCAUUUUUUGUAAUCAACUACCUCGCAUGUCUUCUCUUUUUUAUGCCACCGUACCUGGAUAUUCCAAAUCAGGAUAUGAAACUCUCGGAACAUUCAUCAGAACCUCUUCCUUCAUGGAUAACAUAUGGUCCAGUUUUCGUGUUAACCAUUGACGCAACUUAUUCCUUUGCUUCGGUUUUCAUUAUCACUAUUACGAUAGUCAUAGAAAUUCUAUUCUUUAUUUUCUCCCUAAAAAUAUAUAUGAAGUGCCUUGCCAAGAAAAUGACAUUAUCCAAGACCACCCUGAAAAUGCAGCACAAGUUUCUAAAUGCGAUACAUGCGCAGAUGUUCACCCCGCUUAUCAUUCUCAUUGCCCCGUUGAUAUACGUUGCCUGCUCCAUUGGCUUCCAAAUAUUCAAUCAAGCAGCUACCAACAUUUCCUUUAUUCUGAUUUCCUUGCAUGGAUUGGCAUCUACCAUAAUCAUGUUACUGAUUCAUAAGCCGUAUCGAGACGCUUGUAUUUCAUUAUUCCGGUUUAAAGCUCAUUUUAGGACAACAUCUGUGUUGGAAUCAAGACGUCCAAGUUUUGUGUCCCAUGUGGCAAUAACUGCUUGA
Caenorhabditis briggsae is the source of this 993-nucleotide messenger RNA. Lineage: Eukaryota; Metazoa; Nematoda; Chromadorea; Rhabditida; Rhabditidae. The record is from RefSeq and is a predicted model, not a curated record. The transcript is spliced from 4 exons. Bases 1 to 993 code for a protein of 330 amino acids.